Teleopsis dalmanni is the source of this 2582-nucleotide messenger RNA. RefSeq names its product mitogen-activated protein kinase kinase kinase 7-like. The record is from RefSeq and is a predicted model, not a curated record. Gene Ontology annotation, molecular function: ATP binding; MAP kinase kinase kinase activity; magnesium ion binding. The transcript has 10 exons. Gene Ontology annotation, biological process: protein phosphorylation; JNK cascade; positive regulation of canonical NF-kappaB signal transduction. Bases 299 to 2275 code for a protein of 658 amino acids. NCBI's taxonomy places the organism in Eukaryota, Metazoa, Arthropoda, Insecta, Diptera, Diopsidae.
AAAAUAUUGACAUUUGCGUACAUCAGAUUUUUAUCAGUAAGUUUUGUGAAAAUAUAAAUUUCGCAAAUAUUGAGAUAUAAUUACUAAAUAAACUAUUGCGCCGCAGUAAGAUUCUAUUAGUUUAAUUCUAAUAGUGUACACUAAUUUUAUUCAACAAAAUGCAACACAAGUACAACAACAAAGUGGACAUUUGAUAUUCACAGCAGGCAACAAAUUUGCUAGCCAAUAAAGGCUCUAAACAGAAAAGAUAAUCAAAUUAACAAAAAAAGGCAAAUAUUUGAAAAAUAAAGUAAAGGGAAUGUGUUCUGCGAGAAUGUCACAUUCUAGCCAGGAAAACUCAAAAGAAAGUAGAAAUAGUGAUGUACAAGCAUUUCGAAUGCCUUUUAUGCCUUCGGGACACAUCGAAACGCCAGACACGCCGUGCUCAGGCGAUUACUUAUCUAUGCAGCCUUUUAUAGAUUUUGAAGAAAUUGCUAUUAAAGAGAAAUGUGGUCAUGGUUCCUACGGUGUUGUGUACAAAGCUGUUUGGCGUGAUCGUUAUGUGGCUGUGAAGGAAUUUGUUGCUACCGCUGAACAAACAGCUAUAGAAAGAGAAGUCAAGCAACUAUCCAGAGUAUGUCAUGAUAAUAUAAUAAGCUUAUAUGGCAUAUCUGCUCAUAACCAAUCCAAAUACCUAGUUAUGGAAUAUGCUGAAGGUGGUUGCCUGUAUAACUUUCUGCACGGCAAAGUUAAACCACAUUAUCAGCCUGCUCACGCCAUCAGUUGGGCAUUACAAUGUGCUAAGGGUGUUGCUUAUCUACAUGCCAUGCAACCAAAUCCUUUGAUACACCGCGACUUAAAGCCCUUAAAUUUGUUAUUAACUGAUAAAGGUAGACAUUUGAAAAUAUGUGAUUUCGGUACAGUGGCAGAUAAAUCAACUAUGAUGACUAAUAACAGGGGCAGCGCCGCUUGGAUGGCACCUGAAGUUUUUGAAGGUUCCAAAUAUACUGAAAAAUGUGAUACAUUUAGUUGGGGCAUUGUUUUAUGGGAGGUUCUGUCAAGGAAACAACCCUUUAGUGAAAUUGAUAACUCCCUCACUAUAAUGUGGAAAAUACACAAAGGUGAACGUCCGGAAAUCAAUAAAGACUGGCCAUCAAUUAUACAAAAUCUAAUGGCUUCUUGUUGGAAAACAAAACCAGAUCAUCGUCCUUCUAUGCAAAAUGUUGUUAGCGAAAUGUCAUUUCUAUCAACUUCAUAUAGCGGAGCCGACGAGCCUUUGGAAUAUGAAUUUAAAGAUCAACAAAUAUUUCGCACAGAUAGUUACGCAGACACCGAUGACUGUGAUGAUAAUACACCUUUAGAUUUUAGCAUUUAUACCUCAUCAAGCAACAAUAAUUCUUCUACCCAAGUAACACCCACCAAUACCACUAGCCAUUCAAAUUCUUCAUCUGCUUCGACACCUACUAAUGUCGCCGCAACCGUAGAAUUAUUUAAUCAGCAUGCAAAUAUGGCAACACCGUCCAUUACAACAACACGUUGGGAUGUUAUAAAAGAAGAACCAGAGACCACAACUUAUGAUAUAAACGACUCAGCGGAUGUAUUUAAUUUGACUCCAUCAGCAGCAAGCGCUAAACGGUUUGAAACAAUUCGUAAUGACAUGACACAGUCGGCAAGUGUACCUAUGCCACCACUUUCACUGGAAAUAGAUCCGCAUGCUUGGGAUCUAAGUAGCAAUAAUAGUAACAAUUCAUGUGCCAAAAAUGAUGGCAAGGAACGUCUCACCGUCACAGAUGCCAAACCUAUGAUAACAAAUGCCAAUUUGCCUAAUAGAAAUUCACGCCUUAACCACGCUGACGAAGUUGAAACAGAUGAAGAUGAAAAUGAUGGCACUGAUCAGUCUUUAGCCGAAAUGCUGGACCCUGAGUUGCAGCCGGAACCACCCAUACCAAAUAAUUCACAAUCACAAGAGAUAUACCUCGAGCACCGACGUUUAGCCAAAGAAUAUUUACAAGUCGAUACCAAACUAUACUACGCGCAGGAUUUUAAGGAUAAGCUACUAAUACAAAUGCCGCCACAGGAAAGAGAACAGAAGCAGGAAUUGCUUAAAAAAAUGAGUGAAAAGGAAGAACUCAUGGAAUUGUAUAACAAUUUGAAACUGCAGCUGGAGACAAUGCGUGCUGGGCAAACCGAUACUGUGGCUCCCACUCCGAUUCCAAAUCAACGUCAGAUAAGUCAAAAUGAGGUUGUUGCUGAGGAUGGUUGGGUUGUGGUGCCACCGAAUUCGCAGAAUACAUAAGGAAACCUAAUUGGAGCUUAAGUAUUCGGUUGAAUUGCUGCAUUCAUUUAUUUUGAAAUGAACGUAUAUGUUUUCUUUUCCUUUUUAAGUUUAAGAAAUCCCAUUGAAAACUUUGUGUUUUUGAUAGUCUUAUAUUCGUUGAAGAUGUCUUGUCGGAUAUGAAUGAAGAAAUUGUACUUAUAGUAUAAUAUUUUGUGUGUGUGAAAAACAGUGUGAUAGAUUAAAGUUAUGUGAUUAUCUUAUAAAUAUAACCAUAAAUGUUUAUUGUUAAUCGAUUUAAAGUAUUUAAAUAAAAACUAAUAUUAUU